AUGGUUCUUUCUGAGGCAGAGCUCAGGAACCCCGGACCUCUGGGCGGCACAGACAGGCCUAGCUCCAAGGCCAAGGGGUCACCAUUGGUGGGAGAGAGCGAGUCCCAUGGGGGCAUGGUCCCCGAAGCUGCUCCUGGACGACAGCUGUGCCGAGGACCAGGAUGGGGAGCUGGAUGGGCUGUGGACCACCAUCUCAAUCUUCAUCACCCUCUUCCUGCUCAGCGUGUGCUACAGCGCCACCGUGACCCUCUUCAAGGUGAAGUGGAUCUUCUCCUCGGUGGUGGAGCUGAAGCGCACGAUCGCGCCCGACUACAGGAACAUGAUCGGGCCGGGGGCCUAGGGCCAGCCCUCUUGGGCGGGUGUCCAGGGCUGCCCUUGACCCCACACAGGAACCGGGUGCAUCCGUUCAUGCCGCUCGGCCUGCUGCCAGGCCCGCUCUCUGCCCUCCCCCCGCGACCCUCUGACCUCACAGCCACCCUGGGCCUGCACCUCCACCCUCGGCUCGUGGACACCAUGGGCUGCAUCUUGCCCCUGAACCCCCGUUUGGAGACUCAACACGACAGCCGGCUGUGCCCCCAACCUGAGCUGAUGGACACAUGCUGACCCCUCCUCAGCAGCCACCAAGAUAGUGCUGGGGCCACAUAAGACACUGAGGCAUCAGGGCAGGAUGGCCCUCACCAGGACGGCCCUGGGGUCGGCGUGCAUGGUCAUCCUGGAGGAGGUGGGGGGCUGAUGAUCCCAGUGUCUCUCUGGGCAGGGCCCAGCCUCUGUGCAAACGCCAUCCAGGCCAGGCUCCAGAAGGCAGGACAUCCCCAGAGCAGGCACGUUGUCUAAGAUCCUGAGGAAGCCGCGGGCCACCAUCACCCCACAGAGAAGUUUCUGACAUGCCACGAAUGGUCAGUCAGACCUUUUCCAUGGCAGGAGAUCAUGCAGAGAAGGGCCCAGACCUGUGGUCACUGCAGGAGCCCCCCGGGGGCAGGGCAGCACCAUCUGGGGAAGAAGGGAUGGCGGUCAGACUGGCCUCCUGCAGAGGGGCCUGGUGACCUGGUCCCAAGGCUGAUGGGAUGCAGCCUCAGUGGACAGAGGUGGACGGGUGCCGGGAGGCCAGGACACAGGCCCAGCCUGCACCAUCCUGUGCCCAGGACCCGAGUCACACUGAGCAGGAAUGCCUGCUUGCUCUGGGGAGCAGGGGGCAGAGACAAGAUGACCAGAGAGAGCCCCCAGGCAUUCGGGCCUGAGACAGGUGGACCCCUAGGCCUGGUUCUCACCUGGUCAUUGAGUGAGUGCCCGGUCAGAGCCCCUACAUGGGAGAGACGGCCGUGCAGGAGCCCCCAUGCCCCCGGGAGAGAAUGCGCAAGGGAAACCCGUGGUCGUAGCUUGGGUAGCUUGUUUCUUCUUUUGAAAUUUCUGGAGCGCAGUAAUGUCCCUUGUUGUUUCUUCGCUUUUUCUUCGAUGACAAUAAACUA
This is a messenger RNA of Zalophus californianus (California sea lion), 1466 nucleotides long. RefSeq lists its product as uncharacterized. The transcript has 3 exons. The record is from RefSeq and is a predicted model, not a curated record. Lineage: Eukaryota; Metazoa; Chordata; Mammalia; Carnivora; Otariidae. Bases 1 to 603 code for a protein of 200 amino acids.